AUGGCUGCCUCGCCCAGCUCAGCGGCUGCAAUGUCAGACGCGGAGCCGCCCAGCUCUCCCGGGCACCUUGGAAAAUCCUUCAUGACAAAUAUGACGGAAGACGAAGACACCAGGAUGGAAGAUGCCACGAUGGCAGAUGCCACCCCAGACCCUUCCGAACGACUCCGAGGCCGAAGGGGAGCCAGAGACUCGAUGGCUGCAAAUGGUGGUUCUUUGAUUGGCAAGAUUAGGCACCUGAAGAAAGAUGACGGGGAGCCACUCUGGCGAAAGGAUAUCCAAUAUGACUUCCUCAAGGCUGUCUUUGACGACGACCGAAAGGUUUUCACCAACAGCUAUGAGGCAGAGACCAUUGGCAAGCAAUGCUUUGCCGACCUCUACAUCGACACCAUGUCCAGAAGCAGCAAGACCAGCAAGGUCCUUCGAGAUAAGCUGCUUAGUGAUCGCGAUGCUGCGAAAGGAAUGGCUAUGGUCUGCCUUCUGGUCAAUAUCGGUCGUAUGAACACGACCCUCAACUUCUUCCCUGAGAUGCGAGCUCAGCUCCGGACCUACCAUGCCAUCCCCUCACUCCAGGCUCACCAGGACCCCCAUGCCUACAAGCAGCUACAAGAUGCCCCCCGCUUGAAGUCCAUCUUGAAAGGAGGGGCCGAAGACCGCCCCGAGCAGAAUACCCUGGAAGCGAUCAAGCAGAGCAAUGUCCCACGUACCAACCCGGUCAACCUCCUCUUUGUCAUUUGCCAGUCAGCGGCCAAAAUUGCGGAGCUCCACUUCACUCCAGGUCGCGAAUUCCAUGACUUGAUUAUGAAGACCAACCUGACCAGCCACAGCCGAGCUAGAGCUUUUCUCUGGAUUAUGUGGUUUUACCUCGAGUCCGAUUUCACCGAGGAAGGCUGCGAAGAAAAUCCUUUUGGCCCCGGCGUGGACUACGGAGUUGACGUUGCGAAUCAAGGCGUUCCGAUGCUCGAAGAGAUGGACGAGGAAGAAGAAGCCAAGGAAAACGUCGAUACCCAAGAGGAGAUUGACUUUGGCCUUGCGAAGCAGAAGAUGCGGGCCAAGAUCAUCGCAGCCGACCAACAGUACAUGGUCGACAAUCAGAGCAAGCGCGGUGGCCGCGGUGGACGCCUGUUCCCGGCGGGGGCUGGGGCUGGGGCUGGGGAUGAAGUCGGUCCCACCACGGGCAUUUUGCCGCGUAUCCGACCCUCGAAGCACGAGAGCGAUAUGGACAGUGUUAGAUCCACUCCACCUCCUCGGGCCCUGGGUGCCAGACAAAGCGCUGCCCAUGGCAGCACAGGACGGAGAGCCCCUGCGGCCCUCAAAUACCACGUCUUCGAGGGAUCGUCUCCUGCGGGCGGACAGGCCAUUGAGGGUAUCGCCCCGCGUAAGCCGCGGCCGCCUACCGCUCACCAGAUUGCUGUGGAGCGGAAUAGAUCGCAACGCGUCGAGUAUAUCCUCGACAGAGGCGUUAGAAAGGCCCACCACAAGGCGCGAAAGCAACGGAAGACGGACGGCGCCAUCAUUCGUGCCUUGAAUCGUCUGAAGGAAAUCUCAGAUCCCUUCGAAGAUAGUGAAGGCGAGGAUCAUGUCAACACCAACAGACUCCUUCUCAGCGGCUAUAACGGGGACCAGAACAAGGGAGCCUUUCGCGAGAAGGGUUUUGGGGGACUAUGUUUGCUCAACAGCGAGGAAGACGACUUUGGCGAGGAGUUCAGCUCUUAUGCUACCGCCUUGAAGCGCGCCCAUCGACGUCUUACCCGAUGGGAUAACCACGACGGCGAUGAUUUGGGCGUCGUUGCUCCCGUGAAGAAACGGAAGCUGAACGGUGUCGAUCAUGGCGACGAAGACGACAUGAUGGAGGUCGAUGGAUCUCCCACCAAGGAACCCAUUGAUCCGGCAGAGACAGAGGACGAGGCCGAGAUGGUGCUGCGUCAGAGCGCGGCCCGGCGACCUCGCGCCCGGACCAACGGCGCGCGCCGCCGAACCAACGGCAAUGGCAACGUCGACAUGGAAGACAACGACGAUCUCGACGACGUCGACAAGGAGUUGAUGGACGAGGGAGACGGCGACGGAGAAGGCGAGGCCCACGAGGGCGGCGCCGACGGCGCAGCAGACAAGGACCAAGACGAAGACGAGCUAGAUGACGUCGACAAGACUCUGCUGGGUUUGGACGGCGAGUCGGACUCCGAUUAG
Molecule: messenger RNA, 2184 nt
Organism: Phialemonium atrogriseum
Lineage: Eukaryota; Fungi; Ascomycota; Sordariomycetes; Cephalothecales; Cephalothecaceae
Product: INO80 chromatin remodeling complex Ies1-like protein
Exons: 2
Coding region: 1-2184 (727 amino acids)
Cellular component (GO): Ino80 complex
Source: RefSeq, a predicted model, not a curated record